CUCUCAUCUGACGUGCAAAGAAAUCGAAAGAGAAAAGAGUGGCUUCAUCGACGUAAUGCAUCCAAAGCGACGCAGGAUACAAAUAAAGCGCGCUUGGCACCGCGACCUGCUCGCGUUCACAAGGAAUAUCCUUCUCGGUCAUACAUGUUCACCAUGUCCAGGCUUGGAUUCCUCCCUUUGACAGUCUUUCUCUGGUAUAGCUGGGUUCAAACUUUAGGGGCGUUUCCUUUGCAGAUUCGUCAAAACAAGAGUGAAUACCCAGGUAGUGUCGAUAACGGGACCUAUGGUCCCGCUUUGCAAACAGAGUUUCUGUUUCAUAAACAGAUGCCAACGGGUGUCACGGUCUCGCAAAAAGGUCGGAUAUUCGUCAACUACCCGUACUGGAGCGAUGAUAUUGUCUUCACCGUUGCAGAGUUGAAGGACGGUAAAGAGGUUCCUUUUCCAAAUAGCGUCGUCAACUGGAAAGUUGGCCCCUCUUCUUGGAAUCAGUCGAAUCAGGCUGAAUACUUUGUAUCAGUCCAAUCUGUCGUCAUUGACCCGCACGAUAACUUGUGGAUAUUGGACACUGGCAGACCUGUUGUGAACGGAACAAUGCUAGACGCAACAUACGGAGGUCCCAAACUGGUGUGUGUGGACCUCAAGAAUGAUACAAUAAUCAAAACGAUAGUGUUUCCCAUGAAUGACACCAUCUUUCCGAAGAGCUAUCUCAAUGAUGUUCGCUUUGAUCUUCGCAUUCUAACUGAAGGAGUUGCAUACAUCACUGACUCUUCCGAUGAAGGGUACACUGGAAUCGUAGUUGUAGACCUUGACAGCGGAGAGUCAUGGCGUCGUCUCCACAUGCACAGCUCCACCCGUCCGACCCCGCGCUUCGUCCUUUCAGUCGCUGGGCUUCCAAUCAGGCUCCAACCAGAGCCAUCAGAGCCUCCUGGCUACAUUACCACCGGGUCAGACGGCAUUACACUGUCAGCAGACGGGCUUCGUCUGUUUUACUGCCCUCUUGCAUCUAGGCGCCUGUUCAGCGUCGAUGCACGUAUCAUGGCCGCCCCAAACGCUAAUGAUAAUGAUACUAUUCUCACGGUUACGGCACAUGGCGAAAAGGGCGGCACUUCCGAUGGCUUGGAAUCCGAUGAUCAAGGCAACAUUUACAUAUCAAACCAGGAUCAAAAUGCCAUUUUCCGUGGACGUUAUCAAAAUAACACUUUGAUCAUUGAGCCUUUUGUCCGCGAUCCACGAAUUCAGUGGGCAGAUACGCUCAGUGUCGGAUUCGACCAUCGUCUUUAUUUUACCAGCAAUCAGCUCCAUUUGCAAGCCAAAUACUGGGGGGGACGUGAUUUGAGAAAACCCCCAUACGCACUUUACAGCGUCCCUCUUGAACACAACGUCGGAAGGGUUAAUUUGACAUGUGUAUCUACUGGCCUAGUUGAAUGCUCUGGUAGCAUGCGCCAGAGACAAUGUCGGUGCUAGGAAUCUAUGAAUAGCUUGCUUUAUUUCUUGUACAUGAGGUUGCAUUUAAAGAAAAAAAGUGUAUCGUGUUAACAGCUUAUACAAG
This is a messenger RNA of Spizellomyces punctatus DAOM BR117, 1549 nucleotides long. RefSeq lists its product as uncharacterized. The transcript has 4 exons. Lineage: Eukaryota; Fungi; Chytridiomycota; Chytridiomycetes; Spizellomycetales; Spizellomycetaceae. Bases 145 to 1464 code for a protein of 439 amino acids. The record is from RefSeq and is a predicted model, not a curated record.